CUCGUCUUUUACGCACGGCUGGGUCGUGGCUCUGCUGUCGGUCCUCUCCAUCUAAACUAGAGCCUUUUACGCACAGAUCCUGCGGUGAACUCGCCCUCUCCUCUAUACCUGUGCUCAUACCCGACUGGCUUUCAAUUUAGCUGUCAAAUAAGGACAAAUAAGGAGGACGGGACAUGUUUGGGACGUGGAGGGGACUUGCCGGACUGUCCACAUGUUGUUGUGUGCUGAUGCUGAUUCAUUGUUUGCCUCAAGCAGAUGCAGCAUCUACAUGCAGCUCCACCCAGUUUAAGUGUGGAAAUGGGAGAUGUAUCACCCGCAGGUGGAUUUGUGAUGGAACGGACGAUUGUGGUGAUGGAACCGAUGAGCUGCCUGCAACCUGCGCGACCAAAACCUGUCUGGAGUCAGAAUUCAGCUGUGGCCCCCCCAUGAACCAGUGUAUUCCGGGAAGCUGGCAUUGUGACGGCAAAGCUGAGUGCGACAACGGGGCUGAUGAGAAGAACUGCACGGCCAAAGAGUGCAAAGCUGGAGAGUUUCGUUGUGCCAAUGGCCAGUGUAUAUCCAAGACCUUCAUCUGCGACAAUGACAACGACUGCUCGGAUGGCUCAGAUGAGGUUUCCUGCCCCAAACCCAAAUGCAGUGCUCGGUCCUUCCAGUGCAACAACUCAGUGUGUGUGCCAGCCAUGUGGCGCUGCGAUGGAGACAAGGACUGUGCCGACGGGUCUGACGAGUGGCCGCAGACCUGUGCCGGAGAGCAGCCAGGCAAGACGGCGGCGCCCUGCUUGCGCCACGAGUUUCAGUGUGCAAAUGGGGAGUGUAUCCACAGUAGCUGGCAGUGUGAUGAAGGCGUGGACUGUGGGGAUGGAUCGGACGAGGUCAACUGCAGUCGUCCUAGUUGUCGUCCAGAUGAGUUCCAGUGUAAUGACGGCUCCUGUAUCCAUGGCAGCCUCCAGUGUGACAAUAAGGCCGACUGCAGAGACCUCAGUGAUGAGAUUGGCUGCCACAUAGAAAAUUUAUGUGAAGGCCCAACCAAGUUCAAAUGUGGCAGCGGGGAGUGUAUCAGCAUGGCGAAGGUGUGUGACACACAGAGAGACUGCAGGGACUCAUCAGAUGAACCUGUCAAAGAGUGUGGCAAUAAUGAAUGUUUGACCGAAAAUGGCGGCUGCUCCCAUGACUGCAAUGAUCUGAAGCUUGGCUACAACUGCUCAUGCCCUGCUGGCUAUACCCUGAAGAUGGACAAGAGAACAUGUGAAGAUAUUGAUGAAUGUGCCGAACCGGACACUUGCAGUCAGAUCUGCAUCAACCUGCCGGGCACCUACAAAUGUGACUGCAAGAAUGGCUAUGAGAUCGACCCUGCAACCAAGACUUGCAAGGCUGAAUCAGGCACCGUACCCACCCUGUACUUCACCAACAGACACGAGGUGAGGAAGAUGACGAUGGACCGCACCGAGUAUGUCAGUGUGAUCCCACAGCUGAAAAGUGCGUUGGCUCUGGACAUGGAUAUGCCAAACAAGAUGAUCUUCUGGUCUGACCUGUCUCUAAAGAAAAUCUUCAGCUGCACGAUCGACAUGGCCAGUAACUCCUCUCACCACACUGUAGUAAUUGGCAGUGGGAUUGAGUCCGCAGAGGGUAUUGCUGUGGACUGGAUCCAUGGUAACAUCUACUGGACUGACAGGAUUUUGAAGACUAUCUCUGUGGCAGCAACAGACGGCAGCAAGAGGAAGACCCUCUUCACAGAAAACCUGGAGAAGCCAAGAGCCAUCGUUGUGGACCCAGUAAAUAACUUUAUGUACUGGACAGACUGGGGUGAGCAGGCUAAGAUAGAGAAGAGUGGGCUGAAUGGAGCGGAUCGUGUUGCCUUGGUGACAGACAACAUUUUGUGGCCCAAUGGCAUCACCCUAGACAUGGUCAACCAGCGUCUGUACUGGGUGGACUCCAAGAUGCACAUGCUCUCUAGCAUCGAUGUGAAUGGAGGGAUGCGACACAGUCUCAUUUUCAGCGAGGAGAAGCUCUUCCACCCCAUCUCUCUGACUGUCUUUGAGGAGAAAGUGUUUUGGACAGACAUCCACAAUGGCGCUGUUUUUAGUGCCAACCGCUUGACGGGAAAGGACAUCAUCGAGCUGGCAAGGGACCUGGACCAGCCACAGGACAUCAUACUGUACCACAACCUCAAACAGCCAAACGGUACCAACUGGUGCAGAGAGAGUAACAGUAUGAAUGGAGGUUGUGAGUUUCUUUGCCUCCCUGCCCCUUGGAUCAACCAGCACUCUCCUAAAUACACCUGUGCCUGUCCUGACAACAUGACCAUGGGACCUGACAUGAGGAAAUGUGUGACAGCAAGCACAGCUCCCCCUCCAGCUGCAGAAAACAAAACGGGUACACCACUCCUGCCUAAAACUUCCACCAAGCCUACUACACCCAGGCAGCCUGCCCCUACCACAACAACUACAACUACAACCACCACCACCACAGCUACUGAAAAACUGACAUCUACCUCAUCCACCCAGCACACACAGAGCACACAGCUGCCUGCUGCCACUGGUCAAGGUAACAGAUUGGCAGCAGUGCCUGCAGAAGCCCCUUCAUCCCACCCUAUUGCUCUCUAUGUUGUGUUGCCAAUAAUGGUCAUCUCCCUGCUGGUGUUUGGAGCAGUGUUGCUAUGGAGACACUGGCGUCUGAAGAACACCAACACCAUCCACUUUGACAAUCCAGUGUACCAGAAAACCACAGAGGACGAGUUACACAUCUGCAGGAACAGCUCUGACGGCUAUGUUUAUCCUCAGAGGCAAAUGCUGAGCAUGGAGGACAUGGAUGUUGCAUGAGCCAAAGAUGAAGAAAACACUAGCUUUAUUGAAAGUGAUUUUUUUUGCCCGAUGCAAACAUGAAGAAACAAAGGCCAAUUUUUUUCUGCUGCUGCUGCUCAACAACCCCCUCCCUCCCCCAGUGACCUCAUUUUGUGGCUUAUGUUUCUGACCUCAGCACUGUGCCGUCCAAGUCUGAAGAAAGGCCUGAAAAAAAAACAAGAAGAAGAAAAAAAAAAUCUUUGAAAUGUAUGACAAAAUGGAGCCUAACUACAGGAAGCCAUUUUGUCAGACCACAAUACGUGGUCUAAUGUAUGGUUUCAGAAGAUCAUGUUGAAGCUAGGCUAAAACUGUCUGGCUAAGCAUCCUGUUAUUUAAGAAGGUACAGAUGUUUGCUUUCUUUACCACCAACAGGUCGCCUCAGUAUGUUGAUUACCAAAAUACACGUAACUCACAAUCUAUGUUCAGCAAGUUUAACUUGAAAAGCCUGACCUUUACUGUCUUAACACGUCUAUGUGCCUUCCAUCCACACUCUGGUGGUUUAGUGAAGUUUAUGGGAUGUAUGUACAGUAAAUGCCUUUCUGACCCCACUACCUUCCAAACCAAUUACUGUGGUAGUGAAUAUCAUAGUGCUUUAACCCGAGGCAGUGAUGGCCCCCAUUACAAUAUAUUGUAGCCUUCUCAUCUUGUGGAUACAGCUUUUCACAUUUUGUUGGCUCCGAUAUCAGAGGCAUUUGUCUACUGUCACCCAUUAUAGUCUUUUUUAGAGGUAAACCACAUUUAAAUCAGUGUGCUUAUGUUACAUAUGUUUAUAUUGUGAAUGGUAAAGCUGCUGAGUUUUCUGAAGUCAACCAAAAUGAAGAAAAUGUUUUUUUUUUUUUUUUUAAAUGAAGAUAGUUAAAGUAAAAACUGAUUGUACUGUAAAUUGUAACACUGUAAAUAAUUUCUGUAAAUAUUUUGUAAAACACUCUUAAGUUCACUCUGGUGUUGCCUUUUUCACGUGUAUAUUUUAAUCAAAAAAUGUUGUAAAUAUGUAUGAGAUUCUUUUAUUUAUUUGUAGAAAUGUAUGAGAAAAGGUUUUAGGUUGUUGUCAUCUGGCUUGUAAAUACAUAUAGUGCAUAUUAUAUGAAUGAAUUGUGCUUGUUCCAGCUAGGCCAGUUUAACCUUUACAUUGUACAGCCAUUAUUUAACUUAUGUUCAGUCAAACCUUUUGACACCUGCUCAGUUUUGUGUGUACGGCAUCCUGUAUCCUGAGUCCCUGCUGUAGGGCCGUGCUUAUCAUUUUUGACUGUGUACUACAUGUUACUGGAAAAUGCUGAAGAACCUCUCUUUGUUCCUUACACCACACCACUGUUUGUUUCUUUCUCAGUGGAAAAUUCCAUAAUUUAUUUUGCUACUGCCUUUCUCUUGCUAUACACAGUCUGCAGAGGAUGAUGUUCUCCAUCACAACAACUUGUUUUUACAAACCUUUAGGUUUUAUUCACAAAAGCCUCCACACUGCUUUGUUUAUUUUUGGCCUUGUUGGCUUUUUUUUUAAUAAAAGAAGAAAAACACA
Molecule: messenger RNA, 4353 nt
Organism: Seriola dumerili (greater amberjack)
Lineage: Eukaryota; Metazoa; Chordata; Actinopteri; Carangiformes; Carangidae
Product: low-density lipoprotein receptor-like
Exons: 18
Coding region: 174-2819 (881 amino acids)
Molecular function (GO): calcium ion binding; protein binding
Source: RefSeq, a predicted model, not a curated record